Fusarium mangiferae is the source of this 735-nucleotide messenger RNA. RefSeq lists its product as uncharacterized. The transcript has 3 exons. Bases 1 to 735 code for a protein of 244 amino acids. The record is from RefSeq and is a predicted model, not a curated record. NCBI's taxonomy places the organism in Eukaryota, Fungi, Ascomycota, Sordariomycetes, Hypocreales, Nectriaceae.
AUGCCUCCCAUCCGAACUGAGAAGAGCAACGCGGCCGCUGAUGCUCCAGCUCCCGGCACCGACGCCCCAAAGAAAAGGCUGCUGAAGCCCGUCUCCAAAGGCGUCAAACAGGCCCGCUUCAAAAGCAGCGUGACUGAUUGGGAUGGCAAAUACCAUAACCUCAUUGGGACCUCGACUAGAAUGAUUUACUUUGGCUAUGCAUUUGUCUUGACUGAUGACCAUAUCGAAGACAUCUUGGCCUUGUCACGUCAAAAUGGUGCCAGGGACCUCACCAACGAAGCUGUCAUCCGUCUAGCCAAAGCUCUGCCCAACCUCAGAACCGUCAGUCUCCCCGGCGCAGACAAAGUCGGCGACGCAAGUUUCCUCGGCGUGAUCUCCAACUGCCCAGACCUCAGACUCCUCGAGAUCACCCCAGCCAGUACUAGCUCAAUGAAGAUCACUGCGAAAGCCUUUGAUGAGCUUUGUGCACAUCCAGAGUGGGCGCCUGGUCUCAAGCAGAUCAUCAUCCCCAAUGACGAGCACAAUAAGGAUUUUAUGAAGUCUAUGCGUGCGCUGGGCAAGCAGAGGGAGAAGUUGGUGAUAACGCUGCUUUAUCGCAGCGAGGAGAAGAAAUGGGGAGACUGGGAGAUAACGACGAGUCCGGAACAUUUUAUCAAGGGUCGCAGGUGCUCACUGGAGAAGACGCCCCGUGGUAUAGCUCAGCGCUGGGGUCAGGAUCACUCUAUCCAAGUCUGA